ACUGAGCAUGCGCAGAACAUGUUGUAAACAAUGAGACUAUUCCAGACCGUCUUCAGCUUUGUGUCUAUCCAACAGUUUAUCUGUGUAAAACUAAUAACGGUUUCCCAUAGAUCCGCGUAUAUUCAAUAAAAAUGUUCCGUGGGAGCUGAAGCAUGGAGGCGGUUCUGAGCAGGCUGAGGGGGCUGAGUGCCGAUGAACUGCGUGAGGAGUUUGCCCGAGCAGACCUCAAGUGCGGUCCGGCGAUCACCGCUACCACCCGAGCCACCUAUGAGAGGAAGUUAGCCCGAGUCCUGGUUGAGUCAGAGAGCUGUACCACCGAAUUGGACAACGCCUCUUUGUCGGGCGUCUCGGACAGCGAGGCCUCCGUUGCCGAUAACACCAAAUCUGUGUUGUGUGCCACAUCUGCAGUUGCACCCACUACUGCUGCAACAAGCAGCAACUGCACUGAAGCUGCCGGCGAAGAGUUGGACUUUGGCUACGGUGUGGGUCUCAACCCUCCAGAGGAAGAGGAGAUCUCAGUGAAGACGGCCUCAAACAGCUCUGCAGAAGGCAGUAACUCUCAGUCCAAAACAGAAACCCCUUCAAAGCCGGUGUCCCCAACCUUUUAUUAUGGCGUAUGUCCACAGUGGGAGGAUGUUUUGGCUAGAAAUGAGAGAGCACAUGUAUACACAGAUAAGAAAGAUGCCCUUCAAGCUGUUAAGAUGAUGAAGGGAGCCCGCUUCAAAGCCUUUCCCAACCGUUUGGAUGCUGAGAAGUUUGCUAAGGGGAUCUGUGACUAUUUCCCCUCUCCCAACAAAUGUACACCCUGUGUAUCUCCUGUCAAACCAGGCCUGGUCAUUAGUAAAGACAACAUGGAGGUUGAUGCCAUCAACCGGGAGCGGGCCAACAGUUUCAAGAGCCCACGCACCCAGGACCUGAACGCCAAACUGAGGAAAGCUGUGGAGAAGGGCGACGAGGUGGCCUUCAGCGAGCUGGUCUGGAGCAACCCACGCUAUCUCAUUGGCUCAGGGGAUAAUCCCACUAUUGUACAGGAGGGCUGCAGGUACAACGUAAUGCACGUGGCAGCCAAGGAGAACCAGGCAGGCAUCGCCCAGCUGCUGCUGGACACCUUGGAAAACCCUGAGUUUAUGCGCCUCAUGUAUCCAGACGACAAGGAAGAUAUGCUGCAGAAACGUAUCCGCUACAUUGUAGAUCUUUACCUCAACACUCCAGAUAAGGCUGGCUUUGAAACACCGCUCCACUUUGCCUGUAAGUUUGGGUGCCCAGGCGUGGUCAACGUCCUGUGCUCGCAUCCUGACAGCGAUAAGAACUGUAAGAACAAGGAUGGCCAGAAGCCUUGUGAUAUUAUUUGUAGCAGAAAAAAUAAAACACAAGAAGUGAGGCAGAAGAUAAGUGACUAUUUGGAGGACCGCUGCUUCAUUCCGUUACUGAGGGCAACGGACAAUACCUCCCAGCCAAUCAUUGGUGGUCUGUGGUCACCUGAGUCCUCAGAAAGUCUCUUGCUGAUGCAACUUCAUAAAAGAAGCCCCAUGGAUCCCGUGAUGACUGUUACAGCCUUUGCUGGCCCGCUGAGUCCUUCUAAAGCAGAUGAUUUUCGCCGGUCCUGGAAGACGCCGCCCAGAGACCGGGCGGAGCUUUUCCACCACAUUCUUAAGUCAGAUCCUGAACGCGGGGCAGAGAGAGUGGGCAGAGACCUGGCUCAUGAGAUGGGCCACCCAUGGGCUGAGUACUGGGACUUUUUGGACAGUUUUGUGGAUAUGUCUUCUACUGAGGGGCUCCGCAAGCUGGACGAGUACCUUAGCAAGAAGGAUUUCAGCCCACGGACUUAUGAAGAGGCUGGGGAGAACGAGACCAGCAACAGGUUCAAAACCCCCUCUCCAGGCAAGCCCAAAAAGUUCUGCAACUCCAUCUCUGUUGGUGCCUUCCUAGACGAGGGCGAUGACAUCAGCCUCGAGGAGAUCAAGAACCGGCAGAACGCGGCGCUCACCAGCAUCACGUCCUCCGCUGCGUCCAUGGACUGCCUGAAGGGAGCCGUGGGUGGCCGCGAGUUCCAUCACAUCCUGCCCAUGGCGCUGCACCACCGCGGGGCCGACCUGAUCGAGACGGCGGCCGGGCAGGACCUGCUGUGCUGCUGCGACGACGGCCUCCUGUCGCCCGGCGUCGUCUGCAAAAACGGGGCGUGCUCCUCCUCCUCCUCCAGAGACAGGACUCACAACGGAGACAAGGUGACGCCCCGCACCUCGCCGUCCUCCUCCUGCCUGCUGUCGCCCAUCUCCAACCUCAUGGCGGAGUUUGAGCGCAUGUCGCUGCAAGAGCCGCUGGACAGCCCGGCCAGCUGCAGGGAGCGCAGGAGCAGCGGCGGGAACCGGCACAGGGAGCUCCGGGACUCGGCCAGCUCCUCCUCCUCGGCCGCGGACGUCAGCUCCGGGCUGGGCCGCCUGUCUCUGGGUCACGGCGGUCUGGACGGCGAGAAUGUGGAGGGGCCAGGCUGGAGAACCGAGGGCGGAGGGGCGGAGGAGAGGCGCAGCAGUGGCAGCUCAGAGGAGUACUUUGAAGCAGAGGAGAGCCUGGAGGUGCUGGGCAGGACUAGGGGGUCACUGGCAGGGGGGCGCAACUUCUGUGCUAGGUCCAAGUCAUGGGACCAUGGGGGGAGGGACCUGAGCAGCUCAGGGUCCUCUGGGUCCUCCUAUAAGUCCUUAGAUAACUCCAACGAGUUCCUACCCAGGACCCCGCCGCACAUUAGAAGAGGACUUUUCAUUGACGGGGAUUCACCAUCCAAGUUGGACAGAGAGGUCUUUUCAGCGAUCGAAGGCUUAGACAUCGAUGCCCAGAAGUAUCCCAGCAUUCAUAAGUGGAAGAGCACAAUGAGGGCGUACUCGGCGUCAGACAUGCAGAGCUGGCCCACCCCUGCGGUGGUAAAACCACGACUCAGGAUGCAGCAUCAGACUCCCGGCUCCCCGGUCAGCGUCCUGAUGUCUCCCACCGGCCGCAUCAGUCCCGCCCGGCACUCCGCCCCGACAGACUUCAGCCCCAGCCGUUACAGCCCUGCCAAUGCUAGCUACAUCCAGCGCAUCCGCCUCAAGCACUUGAACGAGCCAUCAAUCCAACUGCCUACUCCCUCCCACCACUACGGCCAUACCAUCUCUAAGCCCUAACCCCGCCCUCCCCAGUCCCCAACCCCAAUACAAAUCCAGCUGCCCCCAGGGGCUACACCAGAGCUCAGAAACCACAUACCUAACAGAAAUAUGCACAAGUGUCUGGAAGAUUUGUAUUAGUGAUUUAUGGUACUGCUCCUAUGUAAUACAGGAAUUCUCAUCACGUUGGGUUGUGAUGUACACUCAUGAAAAGAGAACCUUGACAAUGUAUGUUCGGUGUGGGUGUGGGUGGGAUGUUGAAUUGACGUUAAUGUUAUUGUGUGAAGCACCUGUAUCAUAGCCUGAGUCAACUUUUUUGAAUAUCGUGAAUACAAGCCGCCCUCCCCAAAGUUAGUUAAUCACUAAAACUAUCCUCAACAGGAUUCUGUCACUGAGGAUGUUCUUUAAAAAAAACAAAAAUUAAAUGUCAAUAUUUUAAAAAGUUAUUUUUUUGUAUGUUGGGUCAGUAGCACAACAUUUAAAUGUUUUUAUUAAUGGUGUUUAAACCGACUGCCAUUUCCUAUGUUCUCCUCAGUUCAGGAAUCGCCUUAAUUUUCUGAAGUGAUGGACCAGUGCGCUGUCAGUUUGGACACACUUUCUCUAGCUCAUACGUGAAAUAUAUGGAACAUGGGGGGAACCUGAUUAGGCUAAGAUCUUCCAUGUUUUUUUUUUUUUUUGUUCUUCAAUAAAUGCAUACAUUUUACAUCUUUUCUCAGUGGUUCCUGGACAUGUCUGGACUUUUCUUUUCUGCCACUACCGGCGGCCUUAGACUACAAUUUUAUUUUCUUUCUCUGAAAUAUCUUUCAUUCAGAAGCAUCUCCCACAUUGUGAGUACGAAUGACAAAACACACCCAUCAGUAAAGUGUAAUUUCAAAUUUGUCUCGUCUGGGCUAAACCUAACCAUUGUCCAGUCUGAGACAACCUUUAAGCUGUAUUAGGCCAUUUCUAACCACUAGGGGGCAGAAAGACUAACUCAACAGCAACAGAAUCCUGAUGCAAUUAUUUAGCUUGUUAUGGACAUCUAGCUGACAAAGAAACUGCCUUAAGCUUACAGAGAACCUAACUGAUUAGCUGAGAGCUACACAGAGUUGGAUGUUGAUUUCGGGUGGGAUCGGCGGUACUCGCAAACCUUUUCACAUUACAAAAAGUUUGGAGUGUUAAUUUCAAAACUAUUGCUUAAUAGAGCUUUGAUGCCCAAAGUUGUCAUUAAUCUCUUAGGUGGUUUAAAUUGGCUUACAGAAAACAUGUCGCAGGUUCUUGCAGUUAUCUAAAACACGUUAAGUCUAAUGGUAGUAUUUGAAUGUAUAAGAACCUGCUCUAUACAAAUUAUUUGUAAUUUAGGGAUAAAUUCACUGCUGUACGAGGGCUUAUCAGCUGUGUCUAGGACAAAAAAAAAGCCAAUCAUUUUAAAUAUUUAGAUUGCCACUCUACUUUGUUCUGAAUGUAUAAUUUUUUUGUGAACUAAACUUUUAUCUGAGAGCACAGACUACUUCACUGAGAAGAUUGUAUUGUCAUCAUUGUGCUCUCAAGUAACGACAGAUCGAAUUCUGGUCUGUGAACAUUUCUGAAUGUGGAACUUUGCAAAAAUGCACCUAAAAAACUUAAAACAUGCUUCUUGUGCUUUUAACAUUGUGCUUUAUAAAAAAAAAAAAAA
Molecule: messenger RNA, 4788 nt
Organism: Perca flavescens (yellow perch)
Lineage: Eukaryota; Metazoa; Chordata; Actinopteri; Perciformes; Percidae
Gene: ankle2
Product: ankyrin repeat and LEM domain containing 2
Exons: 13
Coding region: 153-3155 (1000 amino acids)
Biological process (GO): negative regulation of phosphorylation
Cellular component (GO): endoplasmic reticulum
Molecular function (GO): protein phosphatase 2A binding
Source: RefSeq, a predicted model, not a curated record